AUGUUGACUAACAAUCAACUAACGACGCUACCCCCGGAUUUUGGCGUUCAAACAAAGCUCGAGCUCGUGCGUUUGGCCAUGAACAAGAUCACUGAGGUGCCCACCUCUUUUUGGGAGGCGCCUGCCCUUACCUGGGUGGGUCUGGCCAGCAAUCCCAUCCUUGGCCGCUAUCGACAUCGCCAGCAGCUUGCCUCGGCCAUUGACCUAGAGGAACUUUCUUUCGGAACCCUGCUCGGCGAGGGAUCAUCGGGCCGCGUCUUUGAAAGUCUAUGGAACGGCUCACGAGUUGCUGUCAAGCUGUUCAAGAAGACCUCUACUGACGGCAGUUUUCUGGAUGAGAUGGGGCUAGCAGCUUCCGUUCAUCACCCGGGUCUGAUUCAUAUUCAUGGGAUCGUUCAUGGCGGCCCAGAACAUGGCCUCGUCAUGGAGAUGCUUGAUGGUUUCCAACCGUUGGCUCAUCCCCCCGACGCCUGGAACACCGUGCGAUGCAUUUAUUCAGAAGGCCAAACGUUUGUCGCCUCGCGCGCCGCAUCCUUACUGACUACUGUGGGCCAGGCUCUCCACCACUUGCACGAGAACGGGAUCAUUCACGGUGACUUUUAUGCACACAACGUCAUGUACAACUCGGUGACUGGCGAUGUACGACUUGGUGAUUUUGGUGCCGCCUGGCGAACUUUUGCGCUUCAGCCUGAGCAGCAAGCGCGUGCACAAGCUUUUGAUACGCGGGCAUUCUGCCUGCUGAUGCAGGCACGUCCCAUCGUUUGUGUCCCCCCCCCCUCCCUCUAUAAUCUCUCUGCUUUAUGUCAACUGUGUGUGUCUGAUGAGAGCGUGCGACCCCAUCACAUGACCCUAGGAAGUUACCUCUCGAGUGGUGGACCACGCCGACUGGGCCAGCAGGGCACGUCAAGCAGCUACAAACUGCAUUCAUGCCCCACCUUCCACGCGAGCUCGUCUUCCCAGUCUGAUUGCUGCCUGUAA
Monosiga brevicollis MX1 is the source of this 978-nucleotide messenger RNA. RefSeq lists its product as uncharacterized. The coding region runs from base 1 to 978 and encodes 325 amino acids. NCBI's taxonomy places the organism in Eukaryota, Choanoflagellata, Craspedida, Salpingoecidae. The transcript is spliced from 5 exons. The record is from RefSeq and is a predicted model, not a curated record. Gene Ontology annotation, biological process: protein phosphorylation. Gene Ontology annotation, molecular function: protein kinase activity; ATP binding.